Molecule: messenger RNA, 4053 nt
Organism: Mugil cephalus (flathead mullet)
Lineage: Eukaryota; Metazoa; Chordata; Actinopteri; Mugiliformes; Mugilidae
Gene: igfn1.4
Product: immunoglobulin like and fibronectin type III domain containing 1, tandem duplicate 4
Exons: 26
Coding region: 211-3909 (1232 amino acids)
Molecular function (GO): protein binding
Source: RefSeq, a predicted model, not a curated record
UAAUCCCCUUUCUUGGCAGGCACCACGUCUGACAACGUGGGAGCUUGUCGCAGAGUCAUUGGCAUCCCUGUAAGGAUUUAAUAGCUUGUACAGGCAACAGGGAAGCAACACUCAAAUAUCAGACUGGGAAGCAGCACCACCGAAGAGGAUUAGAGAAGUGCUGAGGCAAGGAAAUCUUUCUGAAUCCAUCCAGGAAACAAAGGACUCAAGAUGUUGAAAAAGUCAAAAGUGACGGAGGAGACAGGCACUGGCCAAGGUCCUGAUGAAGACAAUGGUAAAGAAGUGGGGAUCAAGAAAAAGUCCAAGGUCCCCGGGGUGAUGAUUACACAGUAUAUUGAGACGCUGCCAGAAGGAAAGAGCCAUCCAGACUUCACCCGCAAGCCGAUUGCUUUGACCAUCCAAGAGGGUAAAUUUGCUUUCUUCAAAGCCAUUGUCACUGGUGAUCCAACGCCGAACGUGACAUGGAGCAGAAAUAAUGGAGAAGUGUCUGAUACGUCGAGAUACCAGUCCAAAUACGAUCCCAACUCCAAUGAGCAUACAUUUGAGAUGCCAAAUGUCAUGCCGGAUCAAGCUGAUACCUAUAAAUGCUCUGCCAUUAAUGAAUUCGGACAAGCCAUUGUCACGGUUGUUUUAAAUGUCAUUGAAGUUGGCUUCAAAAAGAACAAAGUCCAGAAACCGGCAGCUGAAACCAUGGAUGGGGAUUUUAAAACUGUUCUAAAAAGGAAAAGCAAGAUCCGCCCCAAAUCUGAACAACCGGAGAGAAAAGACGGAGAGAUAGAUCCUAAAUUCUGGGAGAUUUUACUCAGCUCUGAUAAGAAGGACUACGAGAAAGUGUGUGCAGAGUUUGGAGUAACAGACUUUCGCUGGAUGCUCAAGAAACUGAAUGAAAUGAAAAAGGAGCGGGAGGAAGAACAAGCAGAGUUUGUCAAGAGCAUUUCUAACCUGAAACCUAUUCAGGUCAAUGCAGAUGGAACUGCAUCCUUUGAGCUCGACAUGGACCUCAUUGAACAGAGCAGUUCUAUUUUCUUGUACAAGGAUGGUGAAAUGAUUCCCUAUACAAAGGAGCUGGGAGAUAAGAUGAAGCACAGCCUUAAACAUACAGGAAAAAAGUAUGUUUUCAGUAUGAGGGACCUUUUGCCAGAAGAUGCUGGACUGUACCAGCUGGAUGUAGAGGGUGUGAAUAUGUUUUCCACGGAUUUCAAAAUCCCCAUGGUGGAUUUCUUGGUGAAGCUUCAGGAAGUGACUGCAGUAGAGAGACAGGAUGCAGUAUUUGAGUGUGUCCUAUCAAACCCCUUUUCCAAAAUUUUGUGGUUUGGCAAGAACCUUCCACUGGAACAAGGAGAUAAAUAUGAUAUUGAGGUUUCGGAAGACAAACUCAUUCAUAGGCUGGUGGUCAAAGACUGUAUGGUUGUAGACAAAGGAAUUUAUUCUGCCUGUGCAGGGAUAAAAUCGUGCAACGCAUGGCUUAUUGUUGAAGCUGAUAAAGAUGCGCAAAAAGGAAAAAAGUCAGCAAGGAAAACAACUAGAGCAGGAGGAUCGGGGGUGGAUUUGCAGAAAAUUGCUGAGGAGCAACAAGAAAAAUUACAGAAGCAGAGAGAGGAAAUCAAAGAACAGAUUAAAGCUGUAAAAGAAACUGCAGCAGCUGCAGCGCAGGCUGAGUCACCUCCAGCACCCAGCAAGGCUAAACCAGCAAAAGCCCCCGAUUCAGGAAUGGACUCUUCUGCUCUGGAUGUCAAAGGCACUGGUGAUUCUGACAAAACGUCAUCACCCCCACCAGCAGCAUCUGCAUCAGCUGAAGUCUCGGGAAUUGGAACGGAAGAUGGUGAUCAGACAUUUGCAGAUGAGCCCAAAAUUACCUGCGGACUCUCUGAUAUUUACGCUCUUCGUGGAAAUCCAGCUGAAUUAAGUGUGAACAUGAACGUGGACUGUGAGGGCACCUGGUUCAAAGAUGGAGAGCAGCUAAAUUCAGGUGCUGGGGUCUCCAUAACCAAAAGUGGAAGUUGUCAUAAGCUGACAAUUCCAAGAUGCACAGAUGACAACACUGGAAUUUACAAAUUCAUAUCAGGGGACCUGAGUACCCAAGGAAAGGUCACUGUUGGAGAUGUACCUGAAUUUGACCCAGACGAUCUUCACAAGUUCUCCAAACCUGUGAUAGUGAGAGUAGGCCAGAACGCUGCUUUCAAGAUGCCCUUUCCGCCCCAGGAGUCGCUGGUGGUCAGCUGGUUUAAGGAUGGCACGGAGCUCAAAGACGGAGGAGGAGUCAAGAUCGGCAGGGAGCCCAAUCACAGCCGGCUGUUGCUCAGAGACUGCCUGCGGACAGACGCAGGGGAAAUAAAGAUCCAACUCAAAAACCCAUUUGGGGCCAUAGAGGCCACAUCCCAGCUUAUUGUGCUUGAUCGUCCGGGUCCACCGCAGGGUCCAGUGGAGACCGUUGAAACCACCUCAUCAAUAAUUGAGAUUAAAUGGAACCCUCCCAAAGACGACGGCGGCUCCGCUGUAACUAACUACAUCAUAGAGCGGCUGCAGUGUGGACAGUGUUUGUGGACCAAACUGGGAGACGUCUCAUCUGACAGGACCACCUUCAGAGACCGGAAUGUGACUCAUGGAAAGAAAUACAACUACCGCAUAUACGCAGAAAACCCAGAGGGCACCAGUGACUCCUUGGAGACGGCAGAUAGUAUUAUGGCUGGCGUAAUGAUCCUCGCCGGUCCACCUGGUGCCCCGACUGUGGUGAGCGCCUCAAAGACCUGUAUUAAACUGAGCUGGACACCCCCAGAGGACGACAGGGGAGUUCCCAUCAUUGGUUACCAAAUAGAGAAACGCAAGAAGGACACAAAUCUAUGGGUUGCCCUAAAUGCACUUCAUGAGCCUAUAGAAGCUGUGAACUACGCAGUCAAAGAUGUCACUGAGGGAGCAGAGUAUGAGUUCAGGGUUUCAGCCAUCAAUGAAUCAGGAGCUGGAGAUGCCAGCCCUCCAUCUGCAAUGGUGUGUGCAAAGAAUCCCAACAUGAGACCUUGUUUUAAGGACCCAGAAGACUUCAUUGUUAUCAGAGCAGGAAAUUCUGCUCGGGUCAAAAUUUGCUACGAGGCUGAACCACCGCCUCAGAUAACAUGGCUGAAGGAUGAUGAGCCACUAUCUCCGUGGAUUCAAAUCAUCAAUACGGAGGGAAUGUCUCAGCUCGUUAUUCCCUCAUCUAAGCGAUCAGAUUCUGCGAUCUAUACCAUUAAAGCCAAAAACUCUGUGGGGGAGGCUUCAUUCGACAUUGAGGUUAGAGUCACAGAUGAACCCAAGACUCCGGGGCCAGUAGUGCUAGAACAAACGGUCCACGGCAAAGUGGAGAUUUCCUGGGCUCCCUCUCCCGACGAGGAGCUUGACGACCGCCUGCACUACAUGGUUUCCCAACACAACUCAGACACCAGAGUAUGGAAGACUGUGGCAGACAGACUCUUCACCAACACGUACACCGUCAACAACAUCCUUCCUGGGAUAGAGUACCACUUCCGAAUCUACGCCAAGAACGAUAUGGGUCUCUCGGAUCCAUCUCAGUCGCCCACAUGGGGCGUCAACAGCAACAGAGUUCAAGUAAGUUCAAGUGGCGCUAACUCAACAGAUGUCUGCUUUGAGAGGCCUCCAUCCAUCUUGGUCCCUUUGAAAGUUCACACGCCACCUAAAGGUUACCAGGUCUACAUGACGUGUGCCGUCCGAGGAUGCCCUACGCCCACCGUAUCCUGGUACCUGAAUGACGUGUGCAUCAACUCGGACAGUAACUACUACAUCACCAACUCUUUCGGCGUGUGCUCCAUCUAUAUUCUAAGAGUCCGACCAAAGGACAGCGGCGAGUAUAAGGUUGUAGCAGUCAACUCUUUUGGCAAGGCAGAGUGCUCUACCAUAGUUACUGUUAGAGAUUAAAAUAAAAGAAGCAUUUGAGGAGCGUAUCCUCACAUUGAGAUGUUGGGGAAAUAUUUUGGUUGAUUUCAUUAACCAAACUGCAUGCUAUUACUGCUGGUAAAAGUGCCUUAUUUAAUGUAUUCAAUGUAAUUUUAAACUGCCAUC